GGGCCGCCCCGUCCAGCCGCGGUUUGUUAUGACAUUUGCAACAGUCCGUGAAGAAAACGUACACGCACUUUCAACGCUUUUUGCGUGCAAUUUUAAACUCCAACAGUAUUAGCCAGCAUUUCCGACAGGUGCACAGCAAACCAGCCUACCGUACCCGAGUCCAGGUUGAUUUCCCGGGUUGACUGACUUUACGCAUGUUCUCGCAACUGUCGUCACCGUCAUCGACGUACGUGCGGGUCCAUUUCGGACGGACUUUGGAUUUGGAGAUAAACACACCGAAUCAGCUGCCCAAAGCCCGUGAAGUGGUGUGAUUAGCAGCACACGGCCGCUCGUCAAGUACCGUGCACCCCGCAGUCCCCGAGAAGACUUCGGCUUCGCAACAAUGACCAACCAAUACGUGACGCGGUUCCAUUCGUCCGAAGCGAAAGAAAGCCCGCGCCGAUUGCCCGCCUGGCUCGACUGUCACAGGAAGCCCGUUUCGAUGAUCUUACGGCUGUACGCCACGCUGAUCUUCUGCUGGGAUGUGCUGAUCAUCUUGGUGCAGUUCUUUCUCACCUUGCUGCAGUCGCUGUUCCACCAGAUCCGGGCACCGAAGGCCAAAUGUCUCACCGGGGAAGUGGCAGCCGUUGUCGGUAGCGGUCGGGGUGUCGGAUACGAUCUGGCCCUACAGCUGGCGGCGUUAGGCGUGAAGGUGGCCUGCAUCGACGUGAACGCAACGGACAACGAGCUGUUGGUGAAGAAAAUACAGUCGUCGGGCGGUGUGGCCAGCGCGUUCGAAUGUGACGUUACGAGCAAGGUGGAGGUCGGCCGUACGGUGGCCGCGAUCGAGGGCAGCCUCGGCCCGAUCAGCAUGCUGUUUCACAGCUGCAACGUGCCGAGCGCACGUAGCCUUGUCACCGAAGCGCCACCGAUCGAAACCACACUGAAUGUUGGCGUAGUAUCACACUUUUUGCUGCUGGAAGCGAUACUGCCCAAAAUGAAGAAAAUGGCCCACGGGCACAUCGUCUUCCUGACCUCGGUGGCCGGCGUCAGUGGGCUGAAGCACCAGAUGCCACUGGCCGUGUCCCAGUUCGCCGUCCAGGGUCUGUACGAGUCCACGCUGGAGGAGCUGCGCAUCGAAAAGCGGCAGCACACGAUCCACACAACGCUCGUCCACAUCUACCCGUUCAUCAUCACCGACCACUGCCUGAACGACAUUCGGCUGCGCAUUUCGUCCGCGUUCGGGCGCAUCCGGUCGGACGAGGCCGCCCAGCGUAUUAUAGCGGGCGUGCGGCGCAACGAGCUAGAGAUUAGCAUACCGAAAUAUUUGCUCUUCGUGAGCCAUCUGCUGCGGCUGCUGCCCCGCCGGGCGUCGCUGCUGCUGCGCGAGCUGAUCGAUACGGGGGUGGAUUUGUGAGCAGGUCGAGGGGGGGACGAACGAACCGGGAAGGGAGGGACGAGGACAAUGCGCCAGAACACCAAAUCAGUGUCGACGAUCGUGACGAUCGGUUCGGCGCAAUCGAGAGAAAGAGAGAUAGGAUUAAUGUUGUUGUUUUUUUUUGCUAUUACGUUUUAUAAUCGUUUAGUUGUUUAUUUUUCCCUUUCAAAAGAUACUCCAACAAGUACACGAUGUGAGUGUGUUUGUGUGUGUGUGCACACGAUGUUAUAAAAUGCAAAACACCAAAAGAUAAUACAUUCGAACGUAUAAAACAA
Anopheles coluzzii is the source of this 1692-nucleotide messenger RNA. Its product is annotated as ketohexokinase-like. Gene Ontology annotation, cellular component: lipid droplet. Lineage: Eukaryota; Metazoa; Arthropoda; Insecta; Diptera; Culicidae. The transcript has 6 exons. Gene Ontology annotation, molecular function: oxidoreductase activity, acting on the CH-OH group of donors, NAD or NADP as acceptor; ketohexokinase activity. The record is from RefSeq and is a predicted model, not a curated record. Gene Ontology annotation, biological process: fructose metabolic process. The coding region runs from base 383 to 1396 and encodes 337 amino acids.